AUGUCACACACACACCCCCUGUGCCAUGCCCUGUCCCCACGUCACCAUGUCACAAACCCCCUGUGCCAUGCCCUGUCCCCAUGUCACACUCACACCCCUGUGCCAUGCCCUGUCCCCACGUCACCAUGUCACAAACCCCCUGUGCCAGGCCAGCUCUGUCCCCAGGUCACACGCACGCCUGUGCCCGCCUCGCACACACCCAGGCCAGCCCUAUCCCCAGUGCAUCGCGACGCGGCGUCCGGUCCCCUUCACCCGGCAACCAAUCGGCGGAGGGGACGGCCCGAUGGAGCCACGCCCACCUCCCUUCAGCACCUCCCGCUCCAGGGCGCGGCCCGGGGCCGCCCCUCAGGAGCCGCUCCCCGCCUGCCGGCGCUCCGGGGGAUGGUCCCUGUUCCGCAUCCUCCUCAUCCUCGCUGCCUUCCUCACCUUCCCCCUCCUCGGGGAAACCCCCAGGAACGGCUGAGGGAGCUGGAGGUCUAUGCCCUCCUUCGUAGCCUCACAGUGCCCAGGGCACUGCUCACAGAAAUAAAUGAAUAAACCCCACCCACCUGCUGCUGCUGCUGCUGCUAAAGCCACUAAUUCUCUCCAAAACACCACAAAUUGCAGCCCGAGACUGGAGGUUCACCCAGCCGAAGUGCUUUGAUAGAGCAGUCUGGAGUACAACUGUACCUGCAAGGAGUUUGCUUUUUAUUUGCCAAGCCACAGCAGCUUUAUGUGGUGGCUGGCUUGCAAAAGGAGUUAUAAAGAGGAUUUUCUUGAUAGAGCCUUUAACCAACAAUUCAUUUUAACAAGGGAAUGACAAGCCAGCUGCCUAUUCAGAAAUGGAGUUCUGCACCAGUAGCCCUGCUAAAAAAAGCUUUAAAAGGGCUGAGGGGCCACCUGAGCCUCCAUAAACUUCAGGGUUUUACAGCACCGAAGUGCUAUCGGAGCAGUUUCCUCCAUCUUUUGCUGCAUUGAUAAUCAUUUAUUUCUGUGGACUCUGAGGAAAAUCCCUUAGGAGAAGGGACAUAAAAAUAUACUGAUAACAAAAUACAGCUGUCUGCUUGUCGUCUCCAAAGUCCUCUGACUACAGCUUACAUGUGCAAUGCCCUGUGUCUUGCUGGAUGGUUUUUUUCUUUUUGAGCGGGGAGGAAGAGAGAGUUAAUCCUGCAAGAAGCGUAGAUUACAUUUCAAAAACCACUGUAAAAAAUUUUGCAGUAAUUUUCAGUACAAAUCAUAUUUACCUCCAGCAUGAGCCUCAUGAAAGUAAAUAAGAAAAGAAAUAUAUAAACACGUGCCAAUAUAAAACAGCCCAAGUAUUCCAAGGGACAGCAAUCAUAAAAAUUACAGUGGGAUAAAUCUCAUAUGACUGCUUUGGUUUGCAGGCUGCAUCUUGCUGGUUUUGCAUUUUGGAGCUGGAGAAAUACUGCCUAAUCAAUACGUGCCUUAUUCGUACAAUAAUAAUGCUGCACAUUCUCUUGGGACAUUUUUCUUCUGAGGAAUUUGAGCUGUUGCAAACCUUCUCAUUGUGUGCAGCAG
Molecule: messenger RNA, 1518 nt
Organism: Vidua chalybeata
Lineage: Eukaryota; Metazoa; Chordata; Aves; Passeriformes; Viduidae
Product: splicing factor 3A subunit 2-like
Exons: 3
Coding region: 1-537 (178 amino acids)
Source: RefSeq, a predicted model, not a curated record